Molecule: messenger RNA, 3397 nt
Organism: Epinephelus lanceolatus (giant grouper)
Lineage: Eukaryota; Metazoa; Chordata; Actinopteri; Perciformes; Serranidae
Source: RefSeq, a predicted model, not a curated record
AGCGUCGAGUCAACGGCAGCAGACAACAACACAACAUCUUAUUAACGUUUGACUCAUGUUUUUAACGUUAGCUUAUUUUGUAAUAAUGGAGAUAAUAUCAGUGUUUACACCCAGCUUGUAGGAAGGAAAGGACGGAGCAUUGUUGCCGAUAUGGUUUUAAAGUUUAUUUAAGGUUUCGAUAGCUUUUUUGAAGGUUUGGCUAGCUAACCUAGCAUUGGUGUUAAUUUCUUAUGUACAUUAACAGCGCAUGGAUUCAACGAAGAACAGGAAGGCUGCUACAACUGCCGUUAUCCACGAGCUUUUCAGAGUCACCGUUAAAGCCAACCAACAGAGGCCGGACUCCCUCCUCCACCCAUGAAUGUAUGACUGCAACUGAAAGUAGUUUGCAAAGAUAAGUGCUAGUAUGGAGGAAAAGAGAAGAGAUGGAGACGGACUGGUACCUGGAGGUGGCUGAGCGCGGUCCACGCUGCAGGAAGUAGGGAGACGAAACUGAAUCCCUGCAAGGAGCAAGCAACACCAGUUAGAGAGGACAGAUGCAGCCAGUGAGAGGAAAAGUUUGGGAACGUCGGGGCAGGGAAGUUGGCUCGAGAACAGGACCGCAAUACUCCUCCUGGUGUUUGGAAGAGGAUGGGAGCAGGGUUGGAGGGAGAGGCUUCUGCAGAGACCGGUCCGGGAGGAGUAAUGUUCUGCCAGUGCUCGCAAUUCCCACCGGUCUAAUCGAGGGAGCUAGUAGUUUUCCGUGGUGUUACAAACUGCCGAGUGAGUACCAUACUGCUGCGAAGAGUGCCUCUGUCCAUCCAUGUCUGACGCCGACAUCGACUGACAAAGCAGCGGUAUUCUGACAAGAAGGCAGUGAGCCUCACACAACAGAGGACGCAGCGAAGGACACUGGGGUAGACUGUCCAGAUACCCACCCCAGCUGGAUCAUGGGUAACCAGACUGGCAGAGAAAGUCAUGGCACUACAGGUUCUCCUUUAGAUUUCUUCCACACGCCUCCCACCACACCCUCAGAGGCAGAGCUGACUGCCAUGGCCUUAUCCUCUGCAGCUUCCUCCAGUAAGGCACAGACACCGUCACCAGCCGGCAGCGCCACCCCCUCCACCACCUCUCCACUGGCAGAAUGGACACAGAAACUGUCUGCUCCCUCAGAAUGGGCUGUGAUAAGCGUGGACAGUGUCAGCUCAGAGACAAAAGUGAGCGAUGCAGCAGGGAGGCACGGGAAGGCAGCAGGCAGCCCGGUCAGCCCGGCGUCCCUGCCUGCGUCCAGAGGAUCACCUUCAGAGCAGAGCUGGCAGGAGCGGGACAGUGGACUGGAGCCACAGGCUGCAGCAGAGAGAGCCGGAGAGGAGAUGACCCUGGUUUUACUCAGUCUGAUGGAGCACUACAGGGCCUCACUGGGCCUGUCACCCAACACUGAUGUCACGACAGGAGCAGUUGAGCUGCUCAGGCGCUUGAUAACAGAGAGAGAUGAGCUGGUGGAGGAGGUGGACACACUGAAGGAGACACUCAGGACUGAGAGGUCGGAGUGGCAUCAGUUCCAGUGCGACCUGCAAGUUGCGGUGUCUGUGGCCGACAGGCUGCGGGUGGAGUCGGACCAGGCUCUGGGUUUGCUCCAAGAGAGCCACAGGGCCGUGGAGGAGCAGCUGGCCCAGGCCCUUAGCAGACAGCAGGACACGGACAGGGAGCUGGAGAGUCUGAGGGCCGAGCACAGAGACGUCUGCUGCAAACUGACUGAACUCACCUUGCAGCAGCAGCAGGAGCGAGCCGAGCUGGACGCUCUGAGGGACGCGUGCCGGGUGAAAGACACGACAGACUGUGAUAAACGGGCAGAGAGACGAGACUCUGAGGAGGGGCAGGGGGAGGAUACACAAAAGGUUGUGGAGGAAAAAGUCAACACAGAAGCUAGAAAUGCUGAAAAACAAGAGGAGGAGAGUGACACAAAAGAGGUGGAUGCUCAAGUUGUAGAUCAUGAUCCUGAGGAGGCGAAUGGAUCAGGGAGCACGCAGCUGAAAGGGAAAGGAGUGGCAGAGGGAUACCUGCGCAGUUUGGCUGCCCUGGAGAAGAAGAAAGAUGGGAGGGAUCCGAGGAGGAUUGUCAUGCUGUCUGAAAGAUCAUGGAGUCUUUCUCGUCUCCCGCUUCCAUCUGACUCCUCCAAGGAAAAUGGCACCUCAAAAAACACAAGCACAACACUGCCGCUGUGUAAGAAAGAAGAGCCGCCGAAACAAAGGAGGCUGGACCAGAUUUUGCAGCGUCAGGACAGCUGGUCCAGCUUUUACACAGGAAAACAGGAUGAGGACCAAAGCUCAGAUUUCAUCAAAUCUCAGGAUGGUUUCAGUGCUCUGCUGAGGCGUCAUGGCGGCUCCAGAAGAAACUCCCUGCUGCGCUGGUCCCAGGGUCGUACCCAAGGUUAUAAGAAUAUUGAGAUCACAAACUUCAGCAGCAGCUGGGAGGAUGGCUUGGCGUUCUGCGCCAUUUACCACACAUAUUUACCCACUCACAUCCUGUACGACACCCUCGACCCAGCAGACAAGAAGGAAAAUCUGGACCUCGCUUUUAAGACAGGAGAGAGUGUUGGGAUCACAGCCACACUGACGGUGGAGGAGAUGCUGAAGGCAGACGGGCCGGACUGGCAGAGGGUCCUGGGUUACGUCGAGAGCAUUUUCCGUCACUUUGAGAUGUGAAGUUGUUUCUCUUGUCUCUCUUGCCUGGUCCUUUUCCAUCAUUGUGACUGUGGGACUGAAACACCACCAGAGGGAGCUCUACUCGCACUGAACUCUGCAGACGGGAUUUAAAGUGUGUCAGCAAUAUUAGACUUUAUGACAUUAUUUUAUUUAUCAAUACGAUGUCCUUUGCACAGAAACAACUCGGAUGGAAGAAACUGAACCUUGGACUGUUUUUACUUUGUAUGUACUAUCUAUUCAGAUCCAAACAGCUGCUGGGUGAUAAUGCACAAUACACUGAAAGAUUUUAAACCACUACACGACUUUACUUUCACAUUUGUUACUGGGUGCACUGGUUUUGCACUGUUUGUCUUUUUUAAAAAAUAUGAGCACUUUAUGAUUGUUAACUUGCGUUAUAUUUUUAAAAGGAUGGUUUCAGAAUUUGGGCACUUAAAUUAUUUUUUAUCAUGGAGCUCUCCUGCCGUUAUACAGUGUUAUCAUGUCUGCAUGCACCCAAACCUAAAAGCCACAAACAGAGGAUGGGGGCAGACAUGAACCCAGAUUUUAUAUACUGGAAUGGUGAUCUAUAAACACUACAGUAUCUGUCGAAGAAAAAAAUGCCUUUGAGGAUAUGUAUACAUGUAAAUGUGUGCGCUUCAGUAUUUUUAAAAACAUGGUAAACAUAUGAAGAUGUUGUUGCCAAAGCCUUAUCACAAUAAUAAAGUUAUGUAUAUGGA